Molecule: messenger RNA, 894 nt
Organism: Phaeodactylum tricornutum CCAP 1055/1
Lineage: Eukaryota; Bacillariophyta; Bacillariophyceae; Surirellales; Neidiaceae
Exons: 1
Coding region: 1-894 (297 amino acids)
Molecular function (GO): nucleic acid binding
Source: RefSeq, a predicted model, not a curated record
AUGACACGCUUGGUGGCUUCCGUUCUUUCGUUGCGCACGAUUGCGCGUACCUUUCCCGACGUGGCACAUCGACUCGCCCACCGCGCGAUCGGCUCCAAAACGGGAAAGGUCAAGUUCUAUCUCCGCGACAAGGGCUACGGCUUCAUCACGGCCGACGGCGCCGGAGAUGGCGACAUUUUCCUGCACCGCACGGCGUUCGUGACGCACGUUCCCCCGGAGCACCUCCGCCAUCCCUUUGCGCGGGAGCACGAACGCGUUAGUUUUGACACCCAGGUGGAUGCUAGCAGCGGACAAACCCGGGCCGUCAACGUCACGUGGAUCAAUGGCGAGCCCAUUCCUCCGCUGCGCCAGAAUUUCUUGGGCACCGCGUGGGAACGUGUUCAUCGUGAUUUGGGAGAAGCCGUCUACCGGAUCUUGUCCAAUAAAGUCAGCGAGAAUGCCUUGUCGGAAGCGGAACAGAACGAAAAGAUUCGGGACGCUUAUGCAUUCCAACAGACGAAAAUCGACGAGGCUCAUCAACUUAUUGUCAAUUUGGGCAUGGACGUUGCAGACUUUCCCGUCUACCGAUCGGAAAACAACGGUCGAGUGCUUUUCAAGCAUGUCAGGGACGAAGAUGUCAUCACACCCGACCGUGUGAUCUUGGAAGGAGCUACUGAAGAAAAGGAGCCAAACAUUGUACCCGACCAAGUGAGCUUUGGAGAUGCUGCUGACAGCGACGAGCCAGGCAACAAUGUAGCCGACCAAGUGAGCUUUGGAGACGCUGCUGACAGCGACGAGCCAGACAACAAUGUAGCCGACCAAGUGAGCUCUGGAGACGCUGCUGACAACGACGAGCCAGGCAACAAUGUAGCCGAUGCUGUGGAAAACGAGACGGGAGACGUCGAGGUGAAAUAA